This is a messenger RNA of Helobdella robusta, 966 nucleotides long. RefSeq lists its product as hypothetical. The transcript is spliced from 3 exons. NCBI's taxonomy places the organism in Eukaryota, Metazoa, Annelida, Clitellata, Rhynchobdellida, Glossiphoniidae. Gene Ontology annotation, cellular component: membrane. The record is from RefSeq and is a predicted model, not a curated record. The coding region runs from base 134 to 742 and encodes 202 amino acids.
UACCGGCCAUUUUACUUUUUCUCGAUCGUCAUCGAAGAGAAAGUUUUUGUGACCCCACUAAUUUCCAGACCACUAAAAUUAAUUAGUUUUUAUUUUAAUUGAAACUUAGUGAGUUAAUUUUGAAUUUUAAAAAAUGUGUGGAGGCGGAUCUUGCUUGAGUUGUAUAGGUUACAUCCUCCUAAAUUUGAGCAUCCUGGCUUGCCUGGCUGCAUUCUGUUCGCCAUUCUGGUUAGAAUACAAUCUCACCUUUAAAGGGGCUUUUAGCGAUCCACUGAAUAGUUUAAAGAGCUUCUCCACAAAAUGGGAGGGUCUGUGGGGAGAGUGUGACAAGGAUAUGCAGUGCCGCUGGGUCUGGCAGGAUGAUUUUGCAUUGGAAAAGACCCUUCCAGAUUGGAAAAAGGCAUCUCAGGGCUUGUAUGCAGGUGGUGUCGUCUUGAUCCUUGUUUCAGUGCUCAUCUCUUCAUUGCACCUCUGCUGCUGCUGUUGUAAAGGAUCAUUCUCCAUUCGUUCUGCCAUGGGAAGUCUUGUGCUUGCCGGAGUACUGUGCAUUGCUGCUUCCCUGGCAGUGUAUGGAGGAUUUUUGUACAAGGAGGAUAAACUUUCAGAAGCCCUGACAUUUGCCUGGGGCUACUACCUUGGCAUCGCUGGGGUGUGUGCCUGUUUUGUCGCUUCCCUCUUGUUCUUCCUCGAUGGAUGCUUCAACAGGAAUCACGAAGGGUACCACAUGACACGCGUUGUUUAAAAGUUAAAUACUCUCUGCCGUGUGCACACUCUUGUAUUGUUGUGGGUGACGAUAAACAAUUGGGACAUGUGUAUAUGUAUAUAGUGAUGAGGUGGGUGUGUGAAUGAAUAACAUAUAUUUUUUUAUAAAAUCUUAGAGGGUCUUACCUGGAUCUAUAUGAACAACAAACAAAUGUGUACAACUUACAUGUUGGUAGGUAAGAUUUUUGUUGUAUCUACCUAUGU